CGGAUUACAAAAUAUUAACAUACGCGAUAACGUCACCUGCUCAUCAGACUGCCGGCGAGUUUGGUAGUAGUGGAGAGCAUUCUCAUUAUCCUCGGAUCAUCUUCAUCUCAAACAAUACUUCUGACUGUGGUGAAGAAAAAAUCGUUGCGAGAAAAACUCGGGAUACUGACAUAAAUCGCCAAUAAAAAAUGAGAAUACUCACGGUGGCACUGAUUGGGAUACUGUGUUGUGAACAUGCUGGGGGCAGUGGGGGAGUGAGGGAGAGUCAUCCCUGCACUGUACAUCAUUCGAGGCGGAGUGAAUCGAUUGGGGAGGAUGAGUGCUUCCUGACGGAUGAGGAUCAUCAUCUCUGGUGUUUCGGGGAUUCUUAUCGACUGUGGAGUCAUAAUGGAUCAAUAGACCUGAAAACACUGACAAUCUGCAACUGGCUCCACCCGUCCAUCGAUCUUCAAGAUAUACUCUCAAAAUUUCCCAAGAUCAAGAAACUCAUAAUUGCCAACAGCAAUUUAACAACUCUGUCCAAGCCAUUCCCCAGCGACGCGAAACACCUCGAGAAAAUCCACAUCACUGGGACCCAGCUCCAAGGAGUGCCCAGGGACGCCUUCAAACAUUUAUCUGGUCUCAAAAUUCUAGAUGUUAGGAAUAAUGCUCUGACAGAGAUUGAUCCAGCUGCACUGGUUGCGCCCAAGCUGCAGCACAUACUGUUGGCAGGUAAUCCCUGGAAAUGUGAGGAUAAAACAAUGACCUGGAUUCUGAAUAUGACGCAUGGAUCUGUUGCCCGGAAAAUUGGGGAUAGAGAUAAAUUACACUGUGCUCAUCCGUACGAGGAACGACCUUUGCUGCCAGUGGUGGAAAUUAUUGCGACACUGAGGGAAGAGUGCAGUAGGACGGUUUGCGAAUGUGAAUUAGUUUACGUUGUGGGACGGGUUGGUAAACAAACGCAGAGGAACUUAAUAGCAUUUGUAUCAACGAAUUGCAGUCACCGGGGGCUGAGGGAAAUGCCGGAGUUUAUUCCUGCAAAUACGACUACGCUGUGGCUAGAUGGAAACCAGAUCACAGACUUGAGCCCUUUGAUAACGAAUCCAGUCUACCGACAAGUACUCGACUUAUACCUGGAUAACAAUGGAAUCGCAUCCAUCAAUCAGUUAGAGGGGUCUGUCUGGUUUGACAACUUCCGAGUCUUGAGUUUGAGAGGAAAUAAAUUGACCGACUUGCCCACGUAUGCAUUCGAGAACGUCCUCCUCAAGAGUGGAAAUGCUGUUAGUUUGUAUUUGGGAGAUAAUCCUUGGACCUGUGACUGCCUCUUCACGCCAGGAUUCCAGGAUUUAUUGAUACGCUACACAAAACUAGUGAAAGACGUCAAUGAAAUUCGUUGCCACUCGGUGAAAAAUUUAGAAAACCUGGACAAACCAAUACGUGACCUAACACGAACCGAAAUUUGCAUCAUCGAGAGUGAAACAAGUUGGCUGCAUCCACUGGACGUGUUGAACGUAUUUCUUGCAUCAAUGAUCAUCUUCAUUCUGGGAAAACUUGUGUACGAUUAUUGGUCCUUCAAGCGAACGGGAAAAUUGCCCUGGCUAGUCGCCAAAAUUCCUUGAGCACUUCAUGUUAAUGGUUUUAAUGAAACAAAUGAAAUAAAUUACAGUCAUUCAGCUCGAACUCACCCAAUCGUAAGUUAAAAUGGGGCCCUGGUGGCACUUUUCUACGAGAAUGAAGAGAAAUAAAAAGUUAUGCAAUUAAUUUUUUGAGAUUUUUCUGAACCACGUACCUGGAAUAUUCGAUUGCAUGAAUUAUUACUGGCGAACUUGUUGAAGGGUGGGGGCGACGUUGGGAGUUUGGAUUUUGCGUUGGGGGACCUGGGUUUCUUUGGACUCGUGUCUUUCCCCCUUGGGGAUACCGGUUCUUUCAAAAAAAUAUAACAUAAGCAUUCAAUAUUAUCAAUGAUCACGUAGGGUAAGCGGGGCAUGUACCGCCCAGUUGAGGAAUAAUUAUGUUUUUUGCAUUCAAAAUCCCAACUCUGAAUAAAACAGACUAUUUUCAAGUCUUCUCCUAUUCAUCUUGAUAUUCUCCAGUUAUAAAUCCUCGAUUACUUGUAGAAUUUAGUCGCUGAAUUAUUCUGAAGAUUUCCCGUUUAGGAGGUUUCCAAGGUUUCUUUGUUCGAAAGAAACAAAAAAAAAAAUUUGAAUGAUUAAUUAGAAACGAAAGAAACGAUAAAACCGCUCAGUUUUUUUACAAUUUUCCUUUUCCCAUUCUUGAUUAUUAUAUGAAAUAAGUUAUUGAGUUUUUCUAUUCUCAUUUCAAAGGCAUUUUGAAGGACAUUCUCAAAGGCAACAAUAGCUGUUUGAAUCAAAUAAUUUAUUUGUUAAUUAAUUUUUUGAAUCAAAUAAGGAAUUCUUCCACCUAAUGUCCAUUUUUCAGAGUUGAAUAUCGCAGAAACUAGGUAGUACAAAAUUUUACAAGAAAAUCACCAUUUUCGGAAUUCACCACCCAUUGCGGACUAGUUUUUUACGAACAUCGUAAGAAGCGUUUUCUCAUAAGAUGGAAAAAUCGAGUUCGGGGGGACCCAUAACCCCCGUUUGCCUCGCGUGUUAGAAGCCAGCAUUUCACCAUUUAUUAUCCUCUUUUAAAAGAAGAAUGUAACGUUUUUUGUCUGCAGUCUA
Molecule: messenger RNA, 2660 nt
Organism: Diachasma alloeum
Lineage: Eukaryota; Metazoa; Arthropoda; Insecta; Hymenoptera; Braconidae
Gene: swi2
Product: protein singed wings 2
Exons: 9
Coding region: 189-1598 (469 amino acids)
Molecular function (GO): protein binding
Source: RefSeq, a predicted model, not a curated record